AGGCAGCGGAGGCGUUCAGCGUUCCCCCAUCCCGCGGCUCCUCGGUGGAGGGCUGGGAUGCUGUGCAGGAAGAGGACAGGAAGGCAAACAAGGUUGUUGACCCUCCCGACGCGGAAGCAAACGAGUCCUUCGCCGCUUGGCCCCUGCCUGCAGCGGGUAGCCUGGUGUCAGCCUGCCCGGCGCGCCUGCGAGCGGCCUGUGCACCUGCAGUUCCCUAUCAGCAAAACCCCUACACCCCCGGGAGCAGCUCCACCGUCAUCCAGUGCUACCGCUGCGGGGACACCUGCAAGGGCGAGGUGGUGCGUGUCCAGAGCAAUCACUUCCACAUCCGCUGCUUCACCUGCCAAGUGUGCGGCUGUGACCUGGCCCAGUCGGGCUUCUUCUUUAAGAACCAGGAGUACAUCUGCACCCACGACUACCAGCAGCUCUAUGGGACCCGCUGUGACAGCUGUGGGGACUUCAUCACUGGAGAGGUCAUCUCUGCCCUGGGGAGGACCUACCACCCCAAGUGCUUCGUCUGCAGCACCUGCAGGAAGCCGUUCCCCAUCGGAGACAAGGUCACGUUCAGUGGGAAGGACUGUGUUUGCCAAAACUGCUCCCACUCUCUCAUCAGCACCAAACCCAUCAAGAUCCAUGGGCCCAGCCACUGCGCAGGCUGCAAGGAGGAGAUCAAGCAAGGCCAGUCCCUCCUGGCCCUGGAGAAGCAGUGGCAUGUCAGCUGCUUCAAGUGCCAAACGUGCGGGAUCAUCCUCACCGGCGAGUACAUCAGCAAGGAUGGCAUCCCAUACUGCGAGUCCGACUACCAUGCCCAGUUCGGCAUCAAGUGCGAGACCUGUGACCGGUACAUCAGCGGCAGGGUCCUGGAGGCAGGAGGGAAGCACUACCACCCCACCUGUGCCAGAUGUGUCCGCUGCCACCAGAUGUUCACGGAAGGAGAGGAGAUGUACCUCACAGGCUCCGAAGUGUGGCACCCCAUCUGCAAGCAGGCGGCCAGAGCAGAGAAGAAGCUAAAGCACAGAAGGACAUCAGAAACUUCCAUCUCGCCCCCCGGUUCCAGCAUCGGCUCCCCAAACCGCGUCAUCUGCGCUAAAGUGGAUAAUGAGAUCCUUAAUUACAAAGACCUGGCAGCUCUUCCCAAGAUUAAAGCCAUCUAUGAAGUGCAGCGUCCUGACCUCAUUUCCUACGAGCCCUAUCACAGAUACACGUCGGAUGAGACGCUGGAGAGAUAUAGCUAUGGGGAGUCCCUGGGGACCCUCUCCCCAUACUCGCAGGACAUCUACGAGAGCUUUGACACCCGGCAGAGGCGAGCCUCCAGCCCUGGCUACAUUGACUCCCCCACCUACAGCCGCCAGGGCAUGUCCCCCACCAUCCCGAGAUCCCCCCACCAUUUCUAUCGCUCAGGCACCGAGAGCGGGCGCAGCUCCCCCUACUAUAGCCAGUUAGAUGUGAGGUCCUCCACUCCAACCUCUUACCAAGCGCCCAAGCAUUUCCACAUCCCAG
Molecule: messenger RNA, 1500 nt
Organism: Phaethon lepturus (White-tailed tropicbird)
Lineage: Eukaryota; Metazoa; Chordata; Aves; Phaethontiformes; Phaethontidae
Product: actin-binding LIM protein 3-like
Exons: 14
Biological process (GO): lamellipodium assembly; cilium assembly
Cellular component (GO): actin cytoskeleton; stress fiber
Molecular function (GO): actin filament binding
Source: RefSeq, a predicted model, not a curated record